Messenger RNA from Rosa rugosa (rugosa rose), 2381 nucleotides. Its product is annotated as protein SRC2-like. The record is from RefSeq and is a predicted model, not a curated record. The transcript has a single exon. Gene Ontology annotation, biological process: defense response. NCBI's taxonomy places the organism in Eukaryota, Viridiplantae, Streptophyta, Magnoliopsida, Rosales, Rosaceae. Bases 1599 to 2216 code for a protein of 205 amino acids.
UAUUUGAAGGGAAUAUGUACCAUUCAUCCACCUAGUUGUUGUGGAUGCCACUUUCUUUCUUUUGUCGGUGGCGAUUAUAUUGAUGGUUCUUGUCGUAAUCAGAUUGAUUAGAAACAUAAACAAACAAGUAACAUGGAAUUAAUUUUAACGAGAAGGUGAAUACAAGCAUAAACAAACAUGGCAUUACAUAUGAAAUUGAGGGGUGACAAUGUUGCCAAAUGCCAAUUAGUAUGAAGUAUGAAGCUUAAAUUAGUUUUAGGACCGUGGCAUGCACAUCGGCAUCAUGACAGUUCUAUUUUUCAAGAUAGAGAUGUCAAAAUCAACAGGGUAUGUAUACUGAACUGAUCAAGAACUUGAUAAAUAAUAACUUGAGUGUCAAUGAGCGAGUCGACAAAACAAAUAUAGAAUGCAUACAAAUAGUGGUCAACUGUGUGAUAAUGUUGUUCAACCUCCAAAAAUUCCCUUCUCUAUGGUCUAUUGGGCUUCUUGAAGAAAAUAGACCGUCUCCAAGGUUUCAUGCAUAUGAAUUGAGGGAGUCUUGGUCAUUUCAUAUUUCUAUUUCAGCUUUAGGGUUUGUGGCUUUUUCCCUCUCAUUUGUUUAUUUAUCCAAUCACUACCGGCCUAAAUUCUUUUCUUGCCGUGAAGAAUACUACCACUUCCGUGAUGCAACCACGACGAGCCUCCCGUUUCAAGACACUUUUCAAUAAUGGAAUGAGAGGUGUACGGAUGCUUUGUAAAUCUACUAGAGAUACUUUACAUUUCAGUAUGGCUAUGAAAUGGUUUAUUUGUCGACAUCUAAUGUUAUGAGUGCAAGAUAUUAAGUAAUCAAGUAGCACGAUGCACAUGUAGCAAAUAGUCACUUUAUUCUAUUUCGUUGUGCUCUGCUAUUGUCCAAUCCGCUUUUUGAUUUAUGAAAAAUCUUACAUCAAAGUUUUCUUGUUUCCUAUUUCAGGGAGGUGGCACUCAAGGGAGAUGAUCCAAAUAAGAAGAGUAGAGUUUUGGUAACGAAAGUCCGAAACGCCUCAACGAUUGCCAACUAUCAAGACAUAUAUUUUAUGUUUUUGCUAGUAUUAUGCUAUACCCAAUGGAGAUGGAAGUGUGUCAAAUUAAAAUUUGACAUAUAAUUUUUUUUUUUUUUUUUUUUAUAUAGAAGAUGAUCAAAUGAUUUCACUCCUACCCCCAUGGUGACUCGAACCCAUGACUUCGUACAUAAGUAGUGCUCUAACCACUGAGCUAACACCACAUCGUCAAAUUUGUAUAUUGUGUCAAAUUUAGAUCACUGAAAAAUAUUAGCAGUUCACUUCUCAAUCUCACAACACGAACGCAUCUACUUAAAUUGCCUUGAACCCCAAGCUAUAGAGGUGGACAACAAGCUAGUCUAGGCUGACUAGGUAAGACGAGAUCAUUCCUUAAACAAUUAAAUUAGGAAAGUCCAGUUCCACACACACAAAUAAUCUCAUCUUCAGUCCAUUAUCCUACUACAAAUAGGUAAAGCUUCUUUCUAUGUAUCCUACUACACAUAGGUAAAGCUUCUUUCUAUAUAUUCUAAUCUCACAAGUUCGCUCCCUAAGAAUUUUCAAGAAUCGGAUUCAGCUUCAAUGGAUUGCAGGACCUUGGAAAUAAGGCUGUUAUCGGCUGAACAGAUCAAGAACGUCAACAACUUCUCCACGAUGGACGUCUACGCCGUCGUUUCAGUCUCCGGCGGAGCCGACAAGCACAAGUUCAUCACACCCAUCCACAAAAACUGCGGCACCCACCCCAGAUGGAACAACCCCCCCUUCACUUUCACGCUCGACGACGCCGCUCUUAACCAGAACCGCCUCACACUUAAGAUCAAGCUCAUCUCCGACCGAAUCCUCAAGGAAACCAAGAUCGGAAAGGCCGUCAUUCCGGUGAGUCAGCUGCUAGAAAAUAGUGGCAAGGACAACCUCCCGUACGUGACCUACACGGUUUUAAGGCCCAAGGAGAAACCCCAAGGCAACGUCACUUUUGUUUACAAGUUCGGCGAGAAAUUUUGGGCUCCUCUUCCCGUUCAGCCCAAGGCCCAAAAGGAGGUUCUCGAGCAGCCAAGGAGUUUGAUGUCCAUGCCACAGCCGCAGGCCGAGUAUGAGUACUCGUCACUUUUGCAUUUGAGUUAUGGGUAUCCGUUACAGUCGCAAGCCGAGUACGAGUACUCGUCGAUUGUGCAACAAGGUUACGGGUACCCGAUACAAUAAUCCGGUCACAGGUACACCGUACCCCUCACACUCUCACAGUAACCGGACUAUUAGGGUGGGUUGUUGGUUGGUGACGUGGUUUCUGAUGUGGGGGACAUGGCUGCUUGUGAUGCUGGUUAUAUUGAUGGGUUCAGAGAUGACUUUUUUGAUUUCCAGAAAUUUUAC